AUGUGGAAACCAUAGAAACAGUGCAGGGGAGAUUUACAAGAACGUUGCCUGGAUUGGGGAGGAUGCCUUAUGAGAAUAGGUUGAGUAAACUCGGCCUUUUCUCCUUGGAGCGACGGAGAAUGAGGGGUGACAUGAUUGAGGUGUAUAAGAUAAUGAGAGGUAUUGACCGUGUGGAUAGUCAGAGGCUUUUCCCCAGGGCUGAAAUGGCUAACAUGAAAGGGCACAGUUUUAAGGUGCUUGGAAGUAGGUACAGAGGAGAUAUGAGGGGUAAGUUUUUUAUGCAGAGAGUGGUGAGUGUGUGGAAUGGGCUGCCAGCAACAGUGCUGAAGGUGGAUUCUGCAGGGUCUUAUAAGAAACUCCUGGACAGGUACAUGGAGAUAAGAAAAAUAGAGGGCUAUGGGUAACCCUAACUAAUUUCUAAAGUAAUACAUGUUCAACACAGGGUUGUGGAAGGGAGUGUAGCAGUGGUCAAGUGUGUUAUCUCCACUAGUGCUCACCUGGAUGUGCUGACAAAACUUCAGAGAGAUUUUUGUCAGCGACGCUCAAUUAAAGUCACCGGUGACGAUGAAGACAGCCUCUGGAUGUGCAGUCUCCAGCGUGUUGAUGGUCUUGUACUGUUCCUUGAGAGCCAGAUGCUGCCUGACCUGCUGAGUAUUUCAAUGAUUCUCUGAUUUCAACAUAGUAAAAAAUUCUUCAGAAUCUUCAUUACAAGUGCAACGUUCAUUUACCAAGGACAACAAGUUUGUACCCAGUCUUCCUGGUGUGGAAUCUCCAAGUGAAGAUAUAAUUCUGUGAUCAAUUCCAGGUUGCCAUGGUGAUCAACUACUGACUGUACUCAGUACACACCGUGGCAGGACAACGAGACCUGACAGAGGAUCACCAGCCAGACGCACAGAACCAUUCAGCCCUGUGAUCCUGGGACAGGAACUGUGUGUUCCAGUAGGACAUCAGGCACAACAAAUAUCCUGGACUGGAAUAGAGUCAAAACGAUAAAUGGUUGGAGAGGAGUUUUAACUUUCUGGGAAUUGAAGAAAGAGAACUGCAUGCCUAUCCCCAAAACACACCCUUUACCCAAACUCCCCUGCAGCAAAGAGAACAGAGAUUCCAGGAGAACACACAGCAUAUCGGAGAAGAAGACAAGCAUUCUACCAGCUGGAAAUAAUGUAUGAAAAUCUCAGCUCCCCACAAAUUGUAAAAGAUUUAGGAUUACAGGAUCAUUAUCCUCACAAACUGUCUCUUCAGACUGUCCAGGAGGUGUCCCAGGAUAAACUGGAGGACAGCAACCCAACUCGAGCAGAAGAUCUUCCCUGGCGAUUUCUCCAAAGGAUCCUCUCAGCCAAUUCACUGACAAGAAAUCCCAAAUGGCCACCUGAUCUCUCCUCGGAGGGUGAAGAUGAUGAUGAUGAUGAAGACUUCAGUGAUUUCUUUGAAGUUACAGCACCAGGGGAUGGUGAGAUGAAUCCUCUGGAUAUCAUUGCUGCCAUUUUCCUCUGUGCUGACCACUCUCUCCAGCAGGAACUGAUGCUGAAGAUGUCUCUUUGCCAGUUUGCAUUACCCUUUCUGAUGCCAGACAUACACAGUCACCCCAUGGACAAGGUGAGGGGACCCACAGAAGGGCCUGGUGCCACCCUUCUCCUCUGGGCCAUGAGACCCAUUGUUAAAACAUGGUGCCCACAUUCUCCUACAGACAGCAGCCCCGUUGUGGAGGUGCCCAUCGUGACAGCAGCCAUGCCAACGGUGUCCUUCCUCAGACUGGGAAGGUGCACAGUGUCCAAAUCCCGAAUCCUCAAUCUCACCCUGAGUCAGGCACAGCUGCAGCAGAACAUCUUCCUGCACUCCGAGAUGGAAUGUGGGAAUGUGCCCCGCAGGAUAUCCGAUGGAAUGGCGGAGAUCAGCUGGUAUCUCCCUUCUGGGAAGAGUAACACGGAUAUUUUCCCAGAGGCUGCUGUAUUCAUUAACCUCCGAGGCGAUGCUGAAACUUUCCAGGGAAACGCUCGGUUUCUGGCAAAAGUAUCCACUGCUCUCUUCAUUUUCAUUGAUGUUAUCGGUGAGAAGGAACGAGAAUUCCUCGCCUCUCUCCCACAGUCACCAGCAAAACUCUUUCUCAUAGUCAACACCCACAUCAAUCAGCAACACAUAACCCCCAAGCAGGUGAAGAAAAUGUUCAAAGAUCUAAAGUUAGAACCUCAACAAUGCCUUCUUCGGACAAAUGAAAAUGAAGCUAAUCUUGCAGAGAUAGUUUGUUCUCAGAUCAAACAAGUAAUUCUAGUGAGGGACAGGGACCAGACCUUGCUGAGCCUGGAGAAAAUGGCUGACAUUGCAAUGGAAAGUGGGAUUGAGGUCGAUGAACAUCAACCUGAAAUACAACGAGCCAAGGAACUGACCAAAAUACUGGACAGACUUGACUCAGGAGACAUUACUGGGUAUAAAAGGAGAGUGUUGCCCUUUCAUGGAGAGCCCUGGCAAGGGUUGUCUAAAGUUGAAAAAGAGAAAUCGCGGAUGAAACUCCGUGGGGACAGAACCACAGUCGUGUAUAACCACCAACUGGACCAGGAGAAGAACAGAAUCCGGGAAGCUCAGCUCAGACAGAGUCUGUCGGAAGAGAUGCGGCUGUUCAUCGAAUACCUCACCCGUCACGAUGGGGUUGACAGAGCCAUUUCCCUACAGUGGCUGAAGCUGGAACUGGACAGUAAAUCACAGGAAGUUAUGGCAGGAUUGCGUAGAAUUUAUAAAGAACUGUGCAAAGACUCAAAGCAGAAGGUGAAGGAACUGAAGGAGUUGGAUCAGAAGAUGUCUGAUAGUUCCCUGGGACUUGAGCACUUCAUGAGGGAAUUUGGCCAGGUUUAUGAACUUUCAGUGACUCGACACGUCACCCGAAGGACACAGAUCCACCCAAAGGUGCCGCAGUUCCCAGGGGUUGCUGCUGAACUGUUGCUGGAAGGGUUCCCACUGGAACUCAUCGAUGGAGACGUUUCCAACGUUCCCAUUCCAUGGAUCACUGCCGUACUCACAGAGCUGGCCAACAAAGUGGGAAGAGCUUGCCGAGUGUUUGUGCUGACAGUGAUCGGAGUUCAGAGCUCGGGCAAGUCCACACUCCUCAACACAAUGUUCUGUUUGCGGUUUGCUGUGAGCAGCGGCCGAUGUACUCGAGGGGCCUACAUGCAGUUGAUCAAAGUCACAGGGAGCCUGGCCGAGGAGCUGGGCUGUGAGUUCAUCCUGGUCAUUGACACAGAGGGGCUGAGAGCCCCAGAACUCGCAACACUGACAGACAGCUACGAGCACGACAAUGAGCUGGCAACGUUCGUGGUUGGAUUAAGCAACUUAACGUUGGUAAACAUCGGGAUGGAAAAUCUGUCAGAGAUGAAAGAUAUUUUACAGAUUGUUGUUCAUUCCUUAAUCCGCAUGAGGGAGACAGGAAAAGGGCCAAAGUGCAUAUUUGUGCACCAGAACGUCGGCGAUGUGAGUGCGCACGAGCAGAAUCUGAGAGGCCGUCAGAAACUCCUGGAGCAGCUGGAUAAGAUGACAGAGGCUGCAGCAAAGCUGGAGAAGGUAGACCGAGUAACGUUCCGGGAUGUGAUGGACUAUGAUGCUGACAAGGACAACUGGUACAUCCCUGGUCUGUGGCAUGGUACACCCCCAAUGGCUGCAGUCAACACCGGCUACAGUGAACACGUCUCCCAACUGAAGAAGAACCUAAUUCAGUGUCUAAUCCAACGGAGCAAAAGCCAAAGAGCUUUCACUAUCCCGGACUUUAUCAAAUGGAUGGCUGGGCUUUGGGAGCAGGUGAAACAUGAAAAUUUCAUUUUCAGCUUCCAGAACAGUCUGGUCGCAGAGGCUUACAACCACCUCUCCAUGAAGUACAAGGACUGGGAGUGGGAACUCUGCAAAUUCACUCACUCCUGGGGAAAUGAGGCUGAAAACAGAAUCAGCAAUGCCAAAGGAGAUCUCACUGAACUGCUCUGUAAUCUGGAGAGGGAGAUGAGGACAGAGAUGAGCAAAAGGGAGGGUGUCACUCUGGAUAAACUGCAAGCUCUGUAUGAAAGUGGGGCUGAUAACGUGUAUCUGAUGGAGAAAUACAGAGAGGAAUUUAAACUCAGCAUCUCCAGUUUAUGCAGCCGACUUCAGCACGAUUCAAUGCAGAGAUGUAGAGAUACCGUGAACAGACGGGUGGGACUGCAGGGUGUGGAUGAUAUUUGUAAUAAUUUUCACAGGAAGAUUGGAGAACAGGUCAAGGAACUUUUACAGAAUUGUAAAGUAGCAAAUCGGGUGUUGGGACACCAGGAACUGAAAAAUGAAUUUGAAACGAUGUGGAAAGGUACACUGUCUCAACUGGAGUAUCAGCCCUGCAGAGAAAGAAACAUUGAACUGGAGAUUGAAAAUCUUCUCAGAGAGGCAAUAAGAGCUCAAGGGAGAGUGAUUAAUGAAAGGCUAAAAGGUAAAAAUCUCUGUGAACUGGGGACCCAAUACCUUCAGAUUGAAGAGAAACACAUCAACGUGUCACAUUGGAGAUGGGGUACAAGUAAACUCAUUCCAUUCAGAUUGAAAUCAGACCUCGAUCAAGCAGCAAUGAUUACAAAGCCCAUCGAGGAUGAAUGCAGACAUUGGAUCACUGACAUCACAAAAAAGGACAUGGAUUAUGACAAUAAAUAUUGCAUUGAACUUUUGAACAUGAUAGAGGAAAAAGUUGACAAUAUUUCACAUCAAAACUUUUCAAUGUCUGAGGUUUUCAAGGCCGAGUUUAAACUUCACCUGUGUGGUUACGCUGUACCAAGAUUCCAGGAGAUGCACAGGAGGUUUAUCCACAACCACGACCCACGGAGAAGACUGGAAAACAUGAAAAAUCAAUACUUUGAUCGCUUCAUGGAUAUUUACACAGAGCAGGAUGAGAACCAGAGACAAGCAAAACGAUUUACACAAUAUUGUUUCUUGCCAGCUCUCCGAGACGCCACCCUCAAGACUCUCAGCGUGAACAUCGUGGAUGAUAUGAAAAAACACAACCCUGAGCGACAGUACAGUCUCCGCAACAACUUCACUGUGGCCCUCCUGGUCCACCUGAAACAAACACAUCGAUUUGAUAAAUAUCUACGGUACAUCAGAGACUUUGUGAAUUUCGCCAAAGACUGGCUCCAUCAGCAAGUUAUUAAACACUGCAAGACAGAACGCGAUGGGGAGAGCACAUUUACCUGUCUGGCUAAAGAAAUCCUCACAGAGAUCACUGGGCAAGCUAAGGACAUUGUUCAGGAUGCAGUGAAGCAGAACUUUGCUGGAAAUGCUGAGAGCUUCCUAAACAUGUUUGCUGAAAAGUUAAACACAAGAAUCUCGAUGCCCAAAGAUGAGAUGAAACUCGUUCUGCUUCAGAGUGGCAGUGAUGGCAAGAAAUGUUCAGAAGCCAUUCUGCCAUGUAUUGAAGAGGUGGAGCAGGAUCUCCUCCGUGAGGUAAAAGGCUGGGAUGUCAAAGCAAAGAUUGAAGAAUUAUCCAUUAAACCCAGGGAGGAGUUGUUCAAAGGGUUAUUCAAUUGUACAAUGAAAUGUCCUUUCUGUGGGGUUUUCUGUGACUCAGAGACCCCGGUUCACUCACAACACUCCUGUAAACAGCACAGACCUGAAGGGCUCAACAACUGUCGAUGGGCAGACAGUGAACAUCUUGUAAUGGAUAUCUGCACAGCUUCAGUCGCUGGUGAUACAAAAUUCCGAAAUAAAUACACAAAUGGGAAAUUCCUUCCCUACAAGGAUUAUCAAACAGUCAAUGAUUACUACAAAUCC
This is a messenger RNA of Hypanus sabinus (Atlantic stingray), 5763 nucleotides long. Its product is annotated as up-regulator of cell proliferation-like. The annotation marks the transcript as partial. The transcript has 2 exons. The record is from RefSeq and is a predicted model, not a curated record. Lineage: Eukaryota; Metazoa; Chordata; Chondrichthyes; Myliobatiformes; Dasyatidae. Gene Ontology annotation, molecular function: GTP binding.